GUAUCGCAGGGACACGCAUGCGGCAGCAGAUCGGCUGGCGAUAUUCUGUACAGUACAUACCGCUUUGACGUAACCACGCGCCACACAAGCGGAAAGGCGGGAGACCGUCGCUUCCGCGUAUGUCAAGAAGUCAAGAUGGAAGAAAAGUUGAUAUUGUCUGUUUUUAAUUUUCCUGAGCUGUAUAAUACAACUUUGCCACAUUACCGCAAUGGUGACACAAGAUCACUUGCUUGGGGGAAAAUAAGCUCAUUGACAGCUCUUCCAGCUGAAGAGUGCAAAAGGAAAUGGAAGAAUCUGAGAGACCGAUACUUCAAGGAAGUACGACAGGAAAAGAGGAGUAAGGAGGAGACAGGGGAGCUCGCCCCAAGCCGAUGGAAAUACAGACAACGUCUGAUCUUUCUUCAACCAUUCAUUAAACCAAGAAACAGCAAUGUGGCCCCUGCCAACCUGGAAAGCCCUGAUACGAUCAAUAAAAGCACACAGAGGGAAAUAAUACCUGUCAAAACACUCAACACAGCCCUGGUGAACGACAUGAAAACCCCUAGCACCCAGGUUGGCACCAUGUCACAGCUAGCUUUUGUGACACAGCUGUCCCCAGGGCAACAAGGCGACCAACUGUCUUUUCUGGGCAAGCGUCCACCAGGCGCCCAGACGUCCCCAGCGCCCCAGACAUCCGCAGUGCUCCAGUCAUCAAUUUACGCAACCAAGGAGAGGCCUCAGACAAGACAAUCUGCUUCACCAUGUUCCUCAAGCACUCCCUCUAAGCGCUCCGCUAAGAACAGGAUGCUGCUGGCCAAAGAGAAAGAUCACAGAUCGGAUUCCACGAUCCCUAUCCGGCAGUGUGACGAGGAUGAGAUGUUACUCCUCAGCUUCGUUCCUGCUUUGAAGAGGCUAACUCCACAAAAAAGAUGUGAGACCAAAAUUAAGAUCCAACAGAUUAUGUAUGAGGCCGAGUUUAGUAUGGAUCAGCCAGUGACUGUCAAUGAACCACCGGUGACGGUGUCCAAAGAACUGCCAGAUCAAGAGAUGUCAUAACUCAUUCAUAUUGUAGGGUCGACGGGUUGCUCUCAGGAGGUUUAUAUGUUUUUAUUUUAUUUUGACCGAAACGAUUUUUUCCUAAAAUAUAUUUGUUUAAAUCUCUCUCCUAAUGCACAUGAAUAGGAAUAUUAAUGUUCUGUUUUUGCAAUAUCACAUUUUUGUUGGUAUCAUAGAGGUGCAAAAAAUAACAAAAUAUUUUUUUAUAGAUGUUCUAAUUUUGCUGUUGUGAAUGCAAGUUGUUAACCCAAUUGAAAAUAAAAUGGGCUGUUAUUCUGUUU
Salvelinus fontinalis (brook trout) is the source of this 1316-nucleotide messenger RNA. RefSeq lists its product as uncharacterized. The transcript has 2 exons. Gene Ontology annotation, cellular component: nucleus; transcription regulator complex. Gene Ontology annotation, molecular function: DNA binding. Bases 136 to 1035 code for a protein of 299 amino acids. Gene Ontology annotation, biological process: regulation of transcription by RNA polymerase II. The record is from RefSeq and is a predicted model, not a curated record. NCBI's taxonomy places the organism in Eukaryota, Metazoa, Chordata, Actinopteri, Salmoniformes, Salmonidae.